AUGCCCACCAUAUCUGAAAUCUCAUCUUCCUGUUCUCCAAGUUCAUGGCAAUUAGAAGACGAACCUAUAAUUUCUUCUCAAUUGAAAAUUCAAUUAGUUUCCAAGUCAGUAUCAGAGAGACUGCUCUCUAAAUUCUCCGAUUUAACAGAAUUUGGUUUUGAUUACUCUAAAAGUGGAUUAUGGUCUCCUCCAAUCGAAAGAAGCCACGUGUUCUCCGGCUCACCAACUGGCGAAAUCCUUUCACACAGAGAAAUGGCUGAUAAAUUGAAUAAAGUAUUGAAGAGACAUCAGAGAAGAAGACGUUGCUUCAAUGCGUGUUUAUGUUCUCCGAAGAGAUUCUGAUCUCAAGCCACAUUGAGAGACUAAGAAAAUAUGCAGGAAAGAUCUUUAGUUUCUAAUUAUUA
This is a messenger RNA of Solanum verrucosum, 404 nucleotides long. RefSeq lists its product as uncharacterized. The record is from RefSeq and is a predicted model, not a curated record. NCBI's taxonomy places the organism in Eukaryota, Viridiplantae, Streptophyta, Magnoliopsida, Solanales, Solanaceae. The coding region runs from base 1 to 342 and encodes 113 amino acids. The transcript is spliced from 2 exons.